Erinaceus europaeus (western European hedgehog) is the source of this 3124-nucleotide messenger RNA. RefSeq names its product pleckstrin homology, MyTH4 and FERM domain containing H3 (gene PLEKHH3). The transcript has 13 exons. Gene Ontology annotation, biological process: signal transduction. Lineage: Eukaryota; Metazoa; Chordata; Mammalia; Eulipotyphla; Erinaceidae. Bases 529 to 2916 code for a protein of 795 amino acids. Gene Ontology annotation, cellular component: cytoskeleton. The record is from RefSeq and is a predicted model, not a curated record.
AGAAAGAAGAGGGAAGAGGGAAGGGGCCCCCCCUCCCGGCGGGCUAGGGGGUUGGGGAGGCGGGGUCCCGGCGCCGCGCUCCCAGCGCGCCAGUCCGGGGGCUGCAGGGAGCGCAGCACGCGCGGCCCGGGCCCGGGCCACCGGACGCCCUACCGGACACAACCCUCCCUGAAGCUUGGACAACUGCCCACCUCGGACACUGCACCGGACAUUGCUCCCCACAGGGCUGGACACUACAACGGACACCACUUCCCAGCUCCGGACAUUGCUCCCUCUCCCCGCCUCCCCGAGCCCUGGACACUCUCCCCCUCCCCCCUCCAGGGGCUCUGAGACAGAGCCCCCCGCUGACUCUUGCUAGCAACCCCGUGCACCCCAGCGCCUGAAGCUGCCUCCUCCGGGUCCCUACUCCCUCUUUCUCCUCCCGCCUCAUCUUUCUUCCCCGCUCGCGUCGGAGCCCUGCCAAUUUCUCAGACCCCCUGCAGCUCGGCCGCGGCUGCCCGCGCCCCCAUCCCCCGGCUGCUUGCCCGGAUGCCUCUCCCCGGGGGAUUGUGGUGGCUCCUCUGCUGCCGUCGAGGCUUCACUCUUCUGCACCGGGACUACGGGGACGGCGAGCUUAGUGGGGACGGGGACGAGGACGAGGACGAGGAAACCUUUGAGCUACGUACCCCGAGUCCAGCGGGCGGCGGGAGGGGCCCCUUGGACGUGACACUGACUCAACCUGUGAGAAGUGGGCCGGUCUCCGACAGGCUGCAGAGCUGGGAGGAGACACGGAGUCUUAUCCCCGAUAAGGGGCCACUGGAGGAUGACCCGGAUAUCGUAGUGAAAGGUUGGCUGUAUCGGGAGCCCCGUGGAGGAGGGGCAAGGCCCUGGUUGCCCCCACGAAGGGCCUGGUUCGUACUCACCCGGGACUCCCUGGACCAGUUCAGCAACAGCGGGAAGGGGGCACGGAGACUUGGGAGCUUGGUGCUCACCAGCCUGUGUUCAGUGACUGGCCCAGAGCGCAGGCCCAAGGAGACCGGUUUGUGGUCAGUGACCGUGUCUGGCCGGAAGCAUAGCAUCCGGCUCUGCUCCCCCCGCCAGGCUGAGGCUGACCGCUGGGGAGUGGCACUGAGAGAAGUGAUUGCUUCCAAGGCACCGCUAGAGACCCCCACCCAAUUGCUGCUCAGGGACAUUCAGGAGAGCUGUAGUGACCCGGAGGCUGUGGCCCUCAUUUACCACCGGAACCCAAUUCUGAGGCAUACCAGUGGGGCCUUAUAUGCCCCGCUUCUGCCUUUACCUUAUGGAAUCAGUGCCCCAGGUCCCGGUUAUGCUUCCUUGAGAGAGGAGGCAGUGCGGCUGUUUCUGGCACUGCAGGCUUUAGAGGGAGCGCGGCGCCCAGGGCCCCUGAUGCAGGGUGUGCUCCAGACCUGCCGGGACCUGCCUGCACUCCGCGACGAACUAUUCCUGCAGCUGGCUAAGCAGACCUCAGGCCCCGCGGGGCCCCCUGGGCUCCCGGCCACACGAGACCCUGCGGCCCUACGGUACUGGCAGCUCCUCACUUGCAUGAGCUGCACCUUCCGGCCUGGGGGAGCUGUACGGGGACACCUCCUGGGGCAUCUGGAGAGGACCGAACAGGCACUCCCAGGUUCGGAACUAGCAGAAUACGCUCGCUUCAUCCGGAAAGCGCUGGGGCGCACGCGCAGCAGAGAGUUGGUGCCCUCCUUGGCGGAGAUAUCCGCGCUGAGCAGACGGCAGGAGCUGUUGUGUACCGUGCACUGCCCAGGGGCUGGUGCCUGUCCUGUGGCCAUAGACUCCCACACCACAGCGGGGGAGGUAGCUCGAGAGCUGGUGGGACGCCUGGGCUUGGCCCGGAGCCGCAACGCAUUCGCGCUGUACGAGCAGCAAGGGGCCCAGGAGCGAGCCCUGGCUGGAGGGACUCUCGUGGCCGACGUGCUCACCAGGUUUGAGAAUUUGGCCACCGAGGACGCCGGGCUGGAGGACUCCCCGGAUUCGGGUUGGAGACUGUGCCUGCGUCUCCACGGACCUCUGCACCCUGAAGGACUGUCCCCAGACAGUCACGAACUGCCUUUCCUUUUCGAGCAGGCUCACGCUCUGCUGCUGCGCGGCCGGCCGCCUCCGCCCGACGACACCCUGCGCGCCCUGGCGGCGCUGCGCCUGCAGAGCCUGCACCGGGACUUCUCCCCGCGGGCGCCCCUGCCACACCUGGACCGCUUGCUGCCGCCGCCGCCGCCGCCGGCCCCGCCGCGCGAAGACCCUCCCCGCCCGCUCCCCAGGCCUCCCCCCUCCGCCGCCCUGCUGGCCGGGGCAAUCUGGAGCCCCGGCCUGGCCAAGAGGCGGGCGGAACGGGCCCGGGGCGGUGGACCCAGCCGCGCGGCGGGAAGCGUGGCCCGCGAGGAAGGAGGUGGCGCCAGCACGGCCGCUGCUGUGCUGGGCGGCUGGAAGCGGCUACGGGGCAUGGGCCGAGCUGAGGCCAUGGCUGCCUACCUGGCUCUGGCGGCACAGUGUCCAGGUUUCGGCGCUGCUCGGUAUGACGUUCUGGAGCUGAGCACGGAGCCUGGUGGGGGCACUCCACAGAAGCUGUGUCUGGGUCUGGGAGCCAAGACCAUGUCCCUAUCCCGACCCGGAGAGACAGAGCCCAUCCACAGUGUCAGCUAUGGCCAUGUGGCCGCCUGCCAGCUAAUGGGCCCCCAUACCCUGGCACUGAGGGUGGGAGAGAGCCAGCUACUUCUACAGAGUCCCCAGGUGGAAGAGAUCAUGCAGCUGGUGAAUGCCUACUUGGCCACCCUCUCCCCAGAGAGGCCUCGCAGCACUUCUUCUCCAUGCCAAGACCUGCCAGACACCUCCCCUUCCAGCCAGCACCCGGCCCUGGACAAGCCCCAGGGACAGCCUGGCUGUUUGGGGCAGCUGCAGGACUGAGCCUGCCAAGAGGUCAGGACCUCCCUCUAGCCUCCUGCCUGGGCCUGGACUGCUCUGAGAUUUGAGAGAAUCAUGGACCCUUUUGGCCCUGCAGGGACGGGGCACACCCCACAACCAAGAGCUGCAGUGGAUGCAGACAAUUUUCUAGUUUGUUUCUUAAUUUAUUUGUAGAAGACAAGUAAAAGAAAAAAAUCCUUAUUUACACAAA